Molecule: messenger RNA, 273 nt
Organism: Penicillium oxalicum
Lineage: Eukaryota; Fungi; Ascomycota; Eurotiomycetes; Eurotiales; Aspergillaceae
Exons: 1
Coding region: 1-273 (90 amino acids)
Source: RefSeq, a predicted model, not a curated record
AUGGACUUCGAAGACGAUGAAUCGACAGAUGAUGGCUCUGAAUAUAAUGGAUUAGAUGACUCCGAACAAGAAGGAUGGUGGAGGGAAGAUGAAAGCGAAGAUUUGGAUUGUGAAGAGGAUAUUGAAGAUUACGAGUAUACUACCUCCGGUGAUACGACACGAUCGUCCUUUCCCUCACCGGCAUAUUUCAAUUAUAGUGCCAUAGCAGUAGCAGCAAGAUAUAGCGUAUUCUUUAGGACAUGGAUACUGUCUUCUCCAAACUUUCUUGAUUGA